Molecule: messenger RNA, 1242 nt
Organism: Impatiens glandulifera
Lineage: Eukaryota; Viridiplantae; Streptophyta; Magnoliopsida; Ericales; Balsaminaceae
Product: E3 ubiquitin-protein ligase PUB23-like
Exons: 1
Coding region: 1-1242 (413 amino acids)
Biological process (GO): protein ubiquitination
Molecular function (GO): ubiquitin protein ligase activity
Source: RefSeq, a predicted model, not a curated record
AUGGAGAUAAUGACAGAUCCGGUCACAAUCUCCACCGGCAUAUCCUACGACAGAAAAAACAUAGAAAAAUGGUUUUUUACAUACAAAAAAUCUAUCUGUCCAGCCACCAUGCAAAAGAUAACCAGUUUUGAUAUCACUCCAAAUCAUACCCUCAAGAGAUUAAUCCUCUCAUGGCCAAUUCUAAGUCCAAUCCCAUCACCGGAAAAGAAACAUCCGUCUUUGUUAGCAGCCGCCGGCGAGAUUUCUACCCUCUUGAUAUCACUUGAGUCGUCGCCUUUCAAAGGAACGAUUUUGAGGAAGAUUCGGUCGUUUCUCGAUAUGGGUUUUGAGAAAGUUAAGGUUGAAUUUGAAGAUGCUAAGGGGGUAGAAUCGUUGGUUAAGAUUGUUGUUCAAAUCUUGGAUGUUGAUGCAGGGGAGUUCUUGAUUUUCAGAGCGGCGGAGGAGGCAAUUGGAAUUCUUUAUGUUCUUUCUUGUUCUGGAAAAAUGGGUCUUGAAAAGGUUAGAGAUUCAACUGAUAUGAUUAAAGCAAUGGCGGUUUUGUUGCAAAGAGGGAGUAUGGAUGCGAGAUUUCAUGUCAUUUCAAUCUUUGGAGAUAUGUCAAAGGUGGGUGGUAAUCAAGAUUGGAGCUUUUUAAUGUUUAAUCAAUGUUCUGACUUGUUCAAAUCGAUAUUCGAUAUAAUCUCCGAUGAAAUUAACACAAAACCGGCUUCUUAUGCACUCGAGCUCAUGAUACACUUCUUCGCAUCUUCGAAAAAGAAUCGGAAGAAAGCGAUUGAGGCCGGAGCUAUCCCGGCCAUAAUUGAGCUUCUUCCGGAGGCAAGUCGAUCGAAAACAGAGAAACUUGUUCAUCUUAUUGAGUUGUCAUGUGAGUGUGCAGAAGGGCGAUUAGCGUUUGUUGAACAUGGGUUAGGGAUUGCGGUUAUGGCACAAAAAGUAAUCACGGGUGUGUUUGAUUUGGCCACGAAAAUGGCGGUUAGAAUUAUGUGGUUGGUUUGUAGUUGUGGACCUUCUAAGAGGGUUUUGGAUGAGAUGUUGGUUUCGGGUGCGGUAACAAAGUUGGUGACACUUUUGUCUGUUAAGGUCGGCGGUGGCGGUGGCGGCGGCGGCCGUUGCGGUGGCAGAGGUGGAGGAGGAUCGUCGACUAAGGAGACGGUGGUGAGGAUUUUGAAGUUGCAUGGUGAUGUAUGGAGGAGAUACCCAUGUGCGUUUAGUGAUAAUUUAGGGUUUAUUCAUGGAAAUUAA